Closterium sp. Naga37s-1 is the source of this 2217-nucleotide messenger RNA. The record is from the annotation of a GenBank genome assembly. NCBI's taxonomy places the organism in Eukaryota, Viridiplantae, Streptophyta, Zygnematophyceae, Desmidiales, Closteriaceae.
AUGGCGGUGAAGGUAGCCAAGAAACGCGCUCCGAUUCGGAAGCGAGCCAGCGGCGCGGGGAUCGCGGGCGAUGGACUUAGCAGCGCGUUUGGCGAAAGCAGCACCACUCGGCUGCUGCUGUUGAUAGGAGGCGCCGCGUUUCUAGUGUGGAUUCUGAACCACAGGUCGUUUCUCAGAUCGUCUUCAUACCCGUCUGAAGAGUCGGUCCUUCACAGUCACAGAAGAAGAGGGGGGUCACGGGGGGCGGACCCGUGGGGUUCAGAUGACGGGAGAAUGCUUCAGAGCCGUGACUAUAACGGGAGAGGAGGGGCGUACGGUGGUAGAGGUGGCUACUAUGAAGGAUCAACAGUAGGGAAUUCGGUAGAUCAACGAUCAGGAGGUGCUGUAGCUGGGGGGUUUGGGGCAGCCGGAAUGGGAGGGGCUGGGGAGAUUGGGGGAGGGGAAAUGGGGGCAGGUGGCAAUCCCAGGUUACACCACGUGGACUCGCCAGGAGCGACAGCUGGCACGUUGGCACGGGGAGGAGAGGAUCGCUCGGAUGGAGAGCGGUUGGGGUUGGGCGGAAGGGGGGAAGGGGGCGGAAGGGGGGAAGGGGGUUCGGCAGCCCGGUGGGCACCAAUCAACGGCAGCUUCGUCCUCUCCUGGAUCCCUCCUUCCAAGGCUCGGCUCCAGACCAACAUCUCCCAACCGGAGCUCUACCCGGUCCUCUUAGACGUGAUUCGUUACAACGAAGAGGCGCAACUCACCGCCGCUAAAGCGGGUCUGGAGCCUCCCAAGGCGUCCAGAGGGCCGGCUUGCCCGGUGUUUGAGUUUGGGUUCGAGCGGUUCCCUGGGAUUGGGUCGUGCUGGGAGGCAGGGAUCGCGGAUGAGAAGCGGGCGGCCACGCGGCCUCCUGUGAACUGCAAGGGCGUGGACCCGACGUGUAUCCAGAAGAAUGAUUUGCUGCCGCAUAACAAGUGGUCCGCUCAGGUCCUAGUUCUGCGCAACGUGUACAUAAACGUGGUGGGCCAGGUGUUCAACUCCACCCAUCUCUUCGACCACAACGCGUGUGCGGGCAGUCCCAACAUCACCGUGACGCUGCCCUUCCGCUACACCGCCAACCGCACACGCGUCACCCACUUCAAAGAGCUCGUCUCCCUCGUCGACUGGUUCGCCUGGUCCACGCGCGCCAUGCUGCUCGACCUCAUACCGCUCUUCAUCUCUCUGCACCGCAUUCUGCCGGCUAUGAGGGGCGUACCAGUGGCGGUGGGGCACAGGCGGCCGCAUGUGAGGAACGGAUUGGAGCAGCUGUGCUCGCUGGGGGCGGUGGACGUGCUGGGCGUGCAGGUGGACAAAAUGAACGUGCACGUGGUGAAGUCGAAAGACCUGUUCUUUGCAGAGAAACUUGUCAUUCCACUGCACCAGCGGUGUGGGGAGCCCAGCCGCUCGCUUUGGCACUAUCUGCGAAUGAGACACCUGCUGCCGCCCGGGGGGCUGCCCAUCUUUAAUGCUGACGCAGGAUCUGAGGAUGAGGUGUGUUUUGAGUCGACUCAAAACAGACUGGACGUCCAGGUUCAAGGGACCUGCCACCCCAGCCAACACACCAUGCGCCUAUGCUACCGGGAAGGCUCCAUCUCCCCCCCCCUCAACCACGUGCUCUUCCCCGCCCCUCUCCUCUCCCCACCAGACUGGACGUCCAGGUUCAAGGGACCUGCCAGUGCCACCCCGGCCUACACACCACGCGCAUACGCGCCCGGCAGCAACUGGGUGGUGCUGCUGGGGUGGAAGGAGCAGCGCGCAUCCCUCCUGCAGAGCCUCAAGCUACACGAGCACCUCACCCGCCUCUUCCCCCCCGAGCGAGUCGUCAUCUACCGGGAAGGCUCCAUCUCCCUCCCCCGCCGAAAAGACCUGCUCAACCGCGCGCUCCUCAUGGUAUCAGUGCACGAUAAUAUCCUCGCCGAUAUUGUCUUCAUGCCGCCCGGAUCCGCCGUGCUGGAGAUUCGCCCCGUGGAGAAUCCGGAUGUGAUUUUCCACCAGCUGGCGGAUAUCUGCGAGAUUGAGUAUUAUUUGGCGUUUUGUGAGGGGGGGAAGGCGGUGGGGAGUGCGGCGGGCGGGUGGGCAGGGAAGCCCGUGGAAGGGAAUUUGGGCGCCAAGGACCCCAAGGGGGUGCAGAAAAUGUUGACGGAUAUUUCCAGGAAGGUGUUUGCUCGAGCAAAUGCAAUGAGACGGAAAGGAGGGUAG